GCUUGAGGGCAGACGCUUUUCGUCCAAGUACGUACUUCUCAUCAUGUUCUUCCGUUGCAUGCGAGGAACAAGUGAACAAGUGGGUUGCCCUCAUGACGAUGGGGGCAAUGGGGAGGGGGAGUAAAGAGGUGACCUGGUGUUGUUGCAGUCAUCCUGCGUGUUGCUCAAAACCAUCUGAGUGAGUGUGUGAUUGUGUGUGUGUGUUCUACGCAAAAGAAAUGAAGAAGAGCACCCUCGUUGGUGGGUAAAAGCCGCGUCACCUAUAAAUACCAUUUGGCCACUUGGAGAGGUCAUCAGUUCUUGGUUUGUUGUGCCUCAUCCAACACUCGGUCCCAUCCCAACUCCCCAUCCCAUCCCAUUCCUCUUUUCCCACCCAUCCAUCCAUCCAAACACCCAUCCCCUCAAGAUGUUCAAGAGCGUCGCCAUCAUCCUCAGCGCUUGCGUGGUUGGCUACUUGGCCCUCCCUCAACAGUCCCCCAACGACCAAUCCUACCUUUUCCCCGACCAGGCCGAGACCCUCCUCUACACCCCCUUGUCCCUGUCCUUCUCCUGCGAGGCCCGUGAGUACGGCUACUACGCCGACACUGACAAUAACUGCCAAGUGUUCCACAUCUGCCUGCCCAUUGAGGAUGAUAUCGGCAACGUGAUUGAGACCGCCCAAUGGUCGUUCAUCUGCGGCAAUGGAACCAUCUUUGACCAACAGACCUUGACCUGCAACUACGAGCAAGACUCGAUCCCCUGCGACCAAGCCGCUUCCCUCUACAACACGGUGGAGUUCGGCAAGAUCCCCGAUUACUAAACAGGAUUGUCGACUCCUGGUCAGGUCGAAGAAUCCUCUAGGAAUCUUGGACUUGAAUGACACACAUAUUGUGAUCUCGUGUGAGCAAAAGUGAAAUGAAGAAGAAGAAUGUCUGUUCGUUCGCCCCCCAUCAUUGUUAAAGAAGUCAUCAUCAUCAUCAUCAUUUAAUUUAAGGCUCCCCAACCCUUAUCCUUUUCCCUCUCCCGUCCCCUCUCCCUCGUCCUCAUCCUCAUCCUUGUCCUCCAUCCCGUGUUUUGGACCGUCAGUGAACCGACCACCUUCUUUCGAGCUUUUCUCGAGUGAACAAAAGUGCUGGCUCAAUUUCAUUGACUCUCCGAUCAGUCCUCCCAAUACACCCACCACACCUCACUCCUCAUUCCUCAAUCCAGAACCCUCAUUCCCAAUCCCAUUCCAAUCCCCCAAAAUGAGCGCCCGGCAUCAAGGAAUGAUGCUAUUUGCUCAAAUCCUGGCCUUUUCCAGCCUCUACUCUUCAUGACAGACCAAUUUCCGCUUUCCACUCCUGAACCGACAAAGGGUUUUCCUGGUUAACGCCAGGAAAACUCUUUUUCCGUUUUCCUGGUCUGCCAUCUUCAACACCCAAACCCAAUUACCAUUAAAAACCCUUGGCAAUCCACCACCUCUCCACAUUUUGUUAUCUAAACCCAACCAUUUUUUGAAGGAGAUACUCAGCACAAACCACCACAAUGAAAAAACAGUGAUUUCAUCCAGAAGUUACUCAUAUUUAAACUAUUUAUGACACAAAAAAUCAAAUAAAAAAAUCAUAAAUCGUUCCAAUGGGGCCUGAU
Molecule: messenger RNA, 1605 nt
Organism: Tigriopus californicus
Lineage: Eukaryota; Metazoa; Arthropoda; Copepoda; Harpacticoida; Harpacticidae
Product: U-scoloptoxin(01)-Cw1a-like
Exons: 1
Coding region: 407-799 (130 amino acids)
Cellular component (GO): extracellular region
Molecular function (GO): chitin binding
Source: RefSeq, a predicted model, not a curated record